AGGGUUUUGAGGUGCCCUUGGCUCCAUAAAGUCAACAUGGAUAUUCUAGAGAGCCUCAAAGUCGUUCCCAAGUACGAUCCUGAAGUGAUAAGAUCCCAGCAAUUCUCUCGUCUGAAAGGUGAAACAUACCUGGACCACGCAGGCGCAGCCCUCCACAGCGACGCUCAACUGGCAGCGGUCACGUCUGAGCUGAGCACUUGUCUGCUGGGCAACCCUCACUCUCGCAACCGCCCCAGUGAGACUUCCACGCAGAUACUGCACGCAACUAGGCAGAGAAUAUUGCAGCAUUUCAACACAAACGACGAAGAAUACGCAGUGAUUUUCACAUCUGGAGCUUCAGCGGCCAUCAAACUCGUAGCAGAAAAUUUGAAUUGGUCGUCGCCAUGCCAAGAGUCACGCCACGACGGCACGACACACUGUAACUGCACCGAGGUUGCUAAUGCAGCCUUACGUCUGGAUGAUUCAAAUUCUAGCAUAACAAAUCAUUAUGGGCAUUUCGCUAGCGAUUCUCAUGUCGAGGAAAGGAAGCUAAAUUCCGAGCCAUUGCAUGUGAUAACCGAAAAUUCUAAUGGAACAACCUGUCCUGCUUCCGCUAAUUGUGUCAAAGAUGCAUACUCUAUUUCCACGCAGUUAGAACCUAACAACGAUAAACCUUGGGACUCUGGUAAGAAGACAGAAAAUAACGUGAUGCCACCUACCAAGUUCACUUGCUACGUUUACUCUCAAGAGAAUCAUACUUCUGUCCUGGGAGUCCGAGGCUGUGCUGUCAGUGCUGGUGCAUCUGUGUUCUCAAUACCUGUGAAAAACAUCUACGAAAUCUCUAAAAAUAACGAAAUUAACGUCAGUGAGAAGAAGACUCUACAAGAAGACCCUGACGUUGAGAACUGCCUCUUCGCUUACAGCGCGCAGUGCAACUAUUCGGGCGCUAAAUAUCCCUUAUCGUGGGUACAGCGCGUACGGGACGGAAUGUUGGACGAUUUUGUUGACUCCAAAACUGGAAAAUCUGGAGUUACUCGACGUUGGUUCGUGUUGCUCGACGCGGCGAGUUUUGCAGCCACGUCUCCGCUCGACCUCUCGACAUGUACACCAGACUUUGUCCCCGUAUCCUUCUACAAAAUGUUCGGCUAUCCUACCGGAUUAGGAUGCCUGCUGCUGCACCGGCGUGCGUGGAGUGUGCUGAACAAACGUUACUUUGGAGGCGGCACCGUGGAGCUGGCGGACGCUCGCUCCAUGCGCACCGUCCUGCGCAAGCUGCCGAGCUCAUUAAAGAACGUGUCGGAGCACACCUUCCACUUAGCCCGGUACGUUCAUCACAGCUUGAAGAGUUUCCACCACGGUAACGGGUCGCCCCUCGCCCGUGUUUACGGGACAGAAGGACGCCCGUGGGCCCUCGACCAGCACGGGCCAAUCGUCAACUUCAACGUCUUCACAGACUCAGGGGACUACGUCGGCUUCACUCAUGUUGAGCGCGUAGCUGCCAUCUACAACAUCCACCUGAGGACAGGCUGCGUCUGCAACCCCGGAGCCUGCCAGACGCACCUCGACUUAUCCUCGGACGUGUUGCAGCAGCAGCAUUCGAAAGGCCACGUGUGUGGCGAUAGCGUGGAUGCCAUUGAAAGCUUGCCGACAGGUUCAGUGAGAGUGAGUUUCGGGUACAGCAGCACCUACGCCGACGCCGACCUCCUGCUGCGGAUGUUGCGCGAUUGCUUCAUCCAAGGUCAGCUUAUUCUUGACACUCACUGGAUGACCAACAGCGAAAACCUUGAGAAAAACGCGACGUUAAACGAAAACAAGAUCCGAGAAGGCAAUAAAGGGCGAGAAAAUAGGGAGUAUAAUGGCAACCCAAAAGAUGUUUGUGUAGAUGUCAAUGGCAGUGGUGGACGUGAUGGUUUCUCCACAUCGUCAAGUCAGCAACUGGAACAAAAUUCCAUCUCCUCUCAGAAUAUCAAUAAACCUGAUAUUUUAACUACUAACAACCACAGAAACACUGCGGAUACAAAAUUCGUCGCUGAACCUCAAUUAAUAAUUCCAUCUGAUGCAAGUCCCCCGGAUUUCAACCCCCUUUCAUCAAAUGGCUUUUGCAAGGACUCUCUGGACCAAAAAACUAAGCGUUCUGUUGUCAUAACGGACCUUAAAAUUUACCCCGUGAAGUCGUGUGGUGGAAUGAGUGUCUCGUCAUGGCGGCUGGGUGACCAAGGUCUUCUAUACGAUCGUCACUGGAUGGUUGUGACGAAGGCAGGCUACGUCAUGACGCUCAAGAGGGAGCCGCGCAUGAGUCUUAUUAAACCUUUUGUUGACUUGCACACUCGUCAGCUGAAGCUAUCUUUCCCAGGGCACGACAGCGUUGAAAUUCCCUUAGACUCUCAGCAGUCAGAAGACGCGGAGGAUGAGAAGGUUUCUUUGCCGUGUAACGUGCGCGUGUGUGGCGAUAAAAUCCAGACCCAGGACUGCGGUGUUCAAGUCGCUGAGUGGCUGUCUAAGGUUCUGGACAUGGCUGAACUGAGGCUCGUGCGACAGUCAGGAGCGCGAGGCCGCCGCUCUCAUGCUGGACAAUCUUCUGCGCCGCUGUCCCUGGCCAACGAAGCGCCGCUGCUGUUGCUGCACCGACCGUCCGUUCGUCGCCUGCUGGGGACCAUCGAGAAGAACAAGCGGGACGCGCUACAGCACAGACAAUCUUCUGCGCCGCUGUCCCUGGCCAACGAAGCGCCGCUGCUGUUGCUGCACCGACCGUCCGUUCGUCGCCUGCUGGGGACCAUCGAGAAGAACAAGCGGGACGCGCUACAGCACAGCGAGGAUUGUUUGGUGGAAAGAUUCCGAGGCAACGUCGUGCUGGACGGCGGCGCAGCGUUUGAAGAAGAUGACUGGACUGUUCUCAGUGGCGACCAGCAAACUAUACAGGUGGUUGGAUUGUGCGAGCGCUGUCAAGUAGUGUCCGUCACACCAGGCUCCUCCAGUCGAAGUGUCGAGCCGCUGCUGUCGCUCAAAACUCUACGGGGAGCACGUGCAACAUUUGGCAUCCUGGCGUCCGUUUCGCCUGCUGUAAAUUCAGAGUCAAAUAUCUCAGUGGGAAUGAAAUACGCUGUGUAAUUUGUUGUUAGCGACGAACAAUUUACAGAGUUCGAGCUUAACUUGAAGUCUCUUUUCUUUAGUUUUAGGCCGAAGAGCAUAAACAUCACUGAACUUUUCCCUUAAACCUUUUGGUGGACAACUGUAGUUGUUGGAAUUUUUGCUUUACACAAGCAGCACAUUUAAAGUGGAGCAUUAACGUCUGCAGUGAAAGUGCAUUCCAUAAUCGUGUGAAUACUCAUCUAAAUAGCAAGAGAGCUCACAAUCGGAUGACAUUGACGUGAAUAAUGAAUUUCAACGUGUAAUGCAAUACGCGGCUUGCAAAUUCGGACCAAUAAUAACACUAUUUCUGCGCAAACUCUUAUACCCAAAAAUAUUUUUUCCGAAAAAUAAAAUAUAUAAUAAUAAUGGCCGUGUUUACGACUCGUGCUGUGACAGAGCAUCUACAUCGGUAUUCAAAUUGAGUAUAUUAAUAUUUUUAUUUGUUGGUUACUAAAUGCUGUUUUAGUAACCAUUUAGAGCAACAAAAAUUCGUUGAUCUAAUUGAGUAGUCGAUGCCAGCGUGUGAAUGUUGUUUUAAGACUGGCAAAGCAACUGGUGUAUCCUGAGCGCUUUUCGUUUGCACCAAUUGAGGAGAACGGAUGAACUAAAUUAUCUUAGCUGAUAUGACAAAUUUACUUGAACUCUUAUAACUAAUUUACCUGAACUAACAUGUCUAAACUAUUUAAAAUUUCCAAUGGAAGACAAAAUAGAAAACGAAAGUGCAUGCGGCUUGUGCUCUAUGCAGUAACUAAAUUGUUGAUUUCUCCCAUACAUAUUACACCUAAAAAAAAGUAUUGUAUCAAGAUUUCUAAUUACUAAAAAUGUACGCUCUAAUAUUUGUUCACAUUUUCUUGGUAUAUAUGAGUGUAUAAUCUAUGCUUCCGGCAGGUCGUAUCUAAUCUAUGAUACCACCGUACGCUUCAGCUCUGAUUCUGUCACGCUUAUUUUAAGGCCUCAUCUUAGCAUUAAUAUUGCAUUAAUUUGUUUAUAAUCUACGAUGUUUUGCUCGAAUAUCUCUUCCGUGCUAGAAAACAUGGACUUUUGGCUGUCUAUUUUUAUAUAAAAUAUCUGUUUUUGGUGUUUCCAAAAA
This is a messenger RNA of Hyalella azteca, 4198 nucleotides long. It is a transcript of the gene mal, whose product is annotated as molybdenum cofactor sulfurase. The record is from RefSeq and is a predicted model, not a curated record. The transcript has 13 exons. The annotation marks the transcript as partial. Lineage: Eukaryota; Metazoa; Arthropoda; Malacostraca; Amphipoda; Hyalellidae. Gene Ontology annotation, molecular function: molybdenum cofactor sulfurtransferase activity; molybdenum ion binding; pyridoxal phosphate binding. Gene Ontology annotation, biological process: Mo-molybdopterin cofactor biosynthetic process.